AUGUACUCUAAAAUUUUGUCAGUGCUAGCCAUAACAGCUUUAGCCCAAGCUGGAGUUUUGGACUACAGUCAUGGUCAUGCUACCUCAUAUGCUUCAUCGAACCUUGGUGGAUCAGAACAUGGACACGGAUAUACUGCUCCUGUUUUAAGUCAUGCUUACACUGCUCCAGUAGCUGCUGCUCACGGAUAUGCUGCUCCUGUAUUAGCCCAUGGUCAUUCUACACACCAUGAUGUAGAUUAUUAUGUAAGCAUGAUGUAUUUGUUUAUUUCUUUUUUUUUUAAUAGAAGUAAAAAUAUUUUAUUAAUUUUUAUACAAAUUUAUUAUCUACUGCUUCAGGCUCACCCCAAAUAUGAGUUCAACUACGGAGUUCAAGAUGGCCACACUGGAGACCACAAAACUCAACACGAAGUCCGUGAUGGUGAUGUAGUUAAAGGUUCUUACACCGUGGCUGAACCUGACGGUACCCUUCGUACUGUGCACUACACCGCUGACGACCACAAUGGUUUUAAUGCUGUUGUUGAAAAAUCUGGACACCCCGUACAUCCCGCACCAUCUUACGGACACGAAAAAGUGCUCUUAGCCGCUCCAGCUAUUUUGUCGGUGUUAACUCUAACAGCUUUAGCACAAGCUGGCGUUUUAGACUACGGUCAUGGCCAUGCUACUUCGUAUGCUUCGUCAAACCUAGGUGUUUCAGACCACGGGCAUGGAUAUUCAGCUCCAGUUUUAAGUCAUGCAUAUGCUGCUCCAGUUGCUCACGGAUAUUCUGCUCCUGUUCUCGCCCAUGGACAUUCCGCACAUCACGAUGUAGAUUACAACGCUUAUCCCAAAUACGAAUUUAACUAUGGAGUUCAAGAUGGCCAUACUGGAGAUCAUAAAACUCAACACGAAGUCCGCGAUGGUGACGUAGUUAAAGGUUCCUACACAGUAGCUGAACCUGAUGGUACCCUUCGUACUGUACAUUACACCGCUGACGAUCACAAUGGCUUCAACGCCAUUGUUGAAAAAUCAGGACACCCAGUACAUCCAGCUCCAUCUCAUGGACACGGAAAAGUGCUCCUAGCUGCUCCAGCCGUCCACCACGCUCCAUUGUACCAUCAUUAA
Diabrotica balteata is the source of this 1101-nucleotide messenger RNA. Lineage: Eukaryota; Metazoa; Arthropoda; Insecta; Coleoptera; Chrysomelidae. The record is from the annotation of a GenBank genome assembly.